Molecule: messenger RNA, 3172 nt
Organism: Orbicella faveolata
Lineage: Eukaryota; Metazoa; Cnidaria; Anthozoa; Scleractinia; Merulinidae
Source: RefSeq, a predicted model, not a curated record
ACAGAGAGUAAAAAAAGCUUUUUAUUUCAUGCGCCAAGAUAUCUCAACUCGAUAUUGCAUUGCAAGUUUUGUCUCCGUUCAAACAGCAAGCUAUCAAUAUAUUUUCACAUCGUUCUUUGAUCUAAUUCAAAUUUCGGUCGAGUUUACUUAUCGAUCAAAAAGCGUCGCGGUUGCCAUGGAGAUGCCAAACGCUGGCACCUGCACAUUUACAUAGCCAAAAGACGCAUCGUAAUAAUUUACUCUUGUCAUUUAGCAGUCUUCGUGAAAGGGUCAGUUUUGACAAGAAGUAAUUCACUCGUGUCUCAUCUUAGACCAAAGUGGGCUACUCUCAAGUGUGUUUUUUGCACUGAUGAAGACUAAAACCGCAUGAAGCUCCCGUGGCAUGGCAAAUCCUCCUUGGAACAAAGGACCCGUUCAGUCGACUUCAACGUCGAUUUCUUAUGCACGGAAAAGGGCAACUGGAGGUCCACAUAGUCAUUCCUUACCAGCUAUAACAGAUUCCACGGAGAAGGCAGUCCGGCGAAACAGUCCAGCUCACGAAGGACCACGCCUGCGACAACUUGAGGGACGUGUGAAUGUGAGUGAACAGUCGAACAAAGCAUUAUUAGAAGAACUUGUCCGAUUACAAGGGGAACUGAAAGGGAGUAUACGUCGCAAUGAAGACACUUUAAGAGAGGAGAGAGAAGAGAGACUUAUACUAUCUGAAAAGAUUCGUGCCGCCAAUAAUUUGUACACACAAAUGAUGAUGAGAAUGGCACGUGCUGAAGAAAAAAUCGAGUCAGAACACAACACCGUUGGAACCCUUGUCAAUCACACAAAGCAAGUGGAGCAAGCUCUAAUGGGCAACCAACAGCAGUUGCUGAGUCGAAGAGAACAGAUUCAUGUGCAUGUUGAACGAGUGAAGGAUGACAUCGAGGACAUGAGAGAAAGCCAAGAACAACUGCAGAAAAAUAUGAGGGCUCUGACAGAUGAUGUGAGAACAAUGAAGAGUAAACAUGAGGUGCAGACUGUUCAGUUUGGUACAUUGGUUCAAGAAAUCAGACAAAGAAUAAAAAAGAUUGAGGGUGAUACAAACACUGCUAUGUCGUCAUUAGUGAAACACCGUGAUGAUCAAAGCACAAAUGAAGCAAAUACACUUCAGUUCAAGAAUAUUAUGGAAGCCAGGUUAGCUGAUAUGAAAGAGGUUACAGGAGAACUCAGGAGGCGAAUAGAAGCUGAAGAACAUGAAAGAAGAACUGCUAACCAGCAGAACCAGCUCAGUCUAGAACAGCUAAAAGCAAUGGUACAAGAAAGUAACCACCAGAGAGAACAAGAAUUAUAUGCACACUCCAUGAAUUCUAAGGAGAAAGAAGACCUCCUUGAAAAUGAGAGAACUAUGAUUGCUAGUAAACUAGCAGAACUUUCAGAAGAGCAAAGCAAAAAGAUGUUACAGAAAGAGAUACGCCUCAGAGAAGAUGCUCAGGCAAAGUUUGUCUUGUUAGAAAAGAAAUUACGAGAGGAACAAGCUGCUAGACUGGCAUUUGAGAAAUCACAACGAGAGGAAAUGGAGAGACGCUGGCAGUCACUCAAAGCUUAUAUUGAUGAAGAGUCCAAGGGUGUCAGACAGUCUGAAAAGGUGGCACAGGCAAGGACUGACCAGAGUCUUGUACGUCUUAACGAAUCCAUAUCAUUAUUAGAGAGGCAGAUGGAAGAAGGAAGAAAGGCAAUUGAACAGGUGCUACAUGCUGAAAUCACAUCAAGACAGUCACAAAGUGAAAAGCUAUCCACUAGAUGCAACCAGCUCCAGGAGAAACUGAACAUGGCCAUCAGCACAUUACAGCAAGCCUUGGGAGGAAUUAACUCACAAGUGUCAGAGAGUGUGGCUAAGGCAAAAGAAGAGCUGAUGUCAUUAAUGGACAAGAACAACAACUCAGGGGUCAGAGGAUUAGCAGACAUGGAUACAAGAUUGAACAAGCUAAGCAAAAGAAUAGCUGAGAUGGAAGAAGCCAUUAGCAAACUUGAAAGGAUCAAGAAUAUGGUUCCUCUGGAAGAGCAUGGAAAAUCUGACCAAGAAGAAAGAGACAGGAGCUUGGGGCAGGUGGCUAACUGGCGUCAGGAUACAGACCAACAGUUUAGAGAAGUCCAAGCCAAGUUGAGGCCCCUCCCAGAUGAGAUUACUCAUCUACAGAACCAACUUGCUGCACUCAAGGCUGACCUUGAAGAUAAGGAGGAAGCGGAGAAGAGAAAGGAAGCAGAACGACAACCCACUCCACCUGCGAAGGAACCUGAACCAGAACCUGAACCAGAACCAGAACCAGAGGCAGACGAGCAGGAAGACAAUGAAGACCUGCGAAACAAGUUGCAGAAGCUAGAGGAGGAAAUGCAGCAGACCUCUUCUCAAGUAGCCAAACUAGAAAACACAGUGGAAACACUACGAACAGUUUUGACACAAAAAAUACAAUCAGAGGCCCAAACGCGGAAUGACCAACACGAACUUGUUGAGCAGGAUAUCACCAAAGUGAUCCGGUUUUACGUGCAAGGCCAUCGUCGCGCGUUCGUUAAGUACAAACACUGGAGCGUUUCUCAAGCUCAAAACGUGGAGGGAAUCGGAAGGAUGCGCUUCGCUCUGCUGGAAAUCAACCGGUGGGGAAUCUACCAGGUGGUUAAGAUGCACGCCAUCAAACAAGCAUGGUACCGCCUCCUAGAGAAGAAGGAAGAACGGGAAAAAGGCGUUGAAGAGGGUACUUCGGCUCCUUCGCGACCAUCUGAGAGUAAAGGGACCAGUAAGAAGACUGAAGACAGCGAGGAUGACGAUGAUGAUGAUGACGAUGACGAUGAUGACAACGAUGAUGAUGACGAUGAUGACGACGAUGAUGAUGAUGACGAUGACGACGAUGAUGAUGAUGAUGACGACGACGAUGAUGAUGACGAUGACGAUGAAUCGAGGCCGACGACGAAACGUGGCGCUAAAAACAAGAAAGGCCAGAAUAAUAAAGGGAAGAGGGGCAAAAAAUAGUGGUAUGGAUAGUACAAAAGAAUGCUGGAGAAAAUAACCUAAUAGUUAAUUUAUUACUAGAACUGAGAUUUGUACAUUUCAUUACCAGACGUGUUUACCUCUGUACUUUUUAUCAUGGAACGAAUAGUUUUAUGAAAAGCGCAAACAGCUGGUCAUUAAUCUGGCCAGCCGUAGUCU